Messenger RNA from Phytomonas sp. Hart1, 3568 nucleotides. The record is from the annotation of a GenBank genome assembly. Lineage: Eukaryota; Euglenozoa; Kinetoplastea; Trypanosomatida; Trypanosomatidae.
CCUAUCGUCUUCGUUGCUUUUCGUUUGUCCUAGCCAGGUUAUCAAUUUGUUUUUGCCUUUUGUAAAAUACAAUUGGAAGGAUAAUUCAUUUUGCGAUCUGGUUUAAAGGGAUAGAAAAGGUUCAUCAGAAUUUUGUUGAAAUCUCUGUCAACGGGGAUAAUAAAAAGUAUUGUGCUGGUUGGUGGAUGCAUAGUCUUGUUUUAUCGACUUUGCCACUUCCCUUGGUUACAGGAUGAUCAUGGAUAAAUUGGUAUGGGGGAAAACCGAUCGAUUAACCACCACCACGGUUGAUAUGCCGAUCAAUACUACUAGAUUGCCCCUCCACGACCGCAUAGGUGGGGCACCCCCUGCAGUCCAAAACGGCCGAUACGUUUCAAAGUACUAUAAAUCUUACCGAAGCUUCCUUGACAUUUCCACGAGCCUCAGCAGACCGACGCGUUCGGGAUGGCUUUACAAGUUAUCUACGAGGGCGCUUUUGAUUUUAAAGGCUGAUAAUCGUCCUGGCAUCACCUUUUCGGUUGCCUACAUUCUGGGAGGGAUGUUGACUCGCUGCGGUUCGGGAUCGUACCUUCCCUUCCUAAAGAAAAGAGAGGAGAAGGGCAUCGACGCUGGCGGAAUGGAAAAUUUUAUGGUUCUUCGCCAAGCGCAUGUCCUUCCUCAGUGUUAUUUUAUCUCACCAUGGAUAGCAGAAGCUGUGCAUCCUUCUUUGUCCAUAAGGAGUGUAUCGGAGCCGGCAAUGGGUCUAGGGUUCAAGUCUUGGUGUUUGGAAUCCUCCCUUUCUCUCGAAGUUUCCGCGAAGUCUUUCUUGGUAGCGGCUUCUUGGGUGCCUCACUUCGACUACACGUCAUUCUCCCCAUUGCAAUCGAGGCAUUGCAUGGAUAAGGCGAAUGUUCGUUUAUCUGGAAAACGCCCUCAGGGCUUACCAUGUUAUGUUUUCUACCGCCCCCCACCCUAUAGUGGGGUUCGGCGUUACGUUAUGAACCCUUCUCUGACCCCCUCUUUCCUCUGGUUCGCCGCUUUGCGAGCCUUGAGCCGUUUCCACGGGUCUCCUUCCCCACCCUUUUCUCCCCCGCCGUGGUCCUGCAAUAAGGAAGAAGCCGAAAAAACCGAAGAAGAAGAACUACACUCACACACCCCACAACCAUCACAGCACCAUCUGCCGCGCGGUAUUGACCCCUUCUCUUUUUCCGCAUCAAUGACAACGCCCGAGCUCGCGGACGGGCUUUCGCGCGAGCCGGUCAAGCGCGAUCGCCACCCCCCUUGGCAUCCGCCGGUUUGGAAGGACCCGAAGGGGCUUUGGUUUGUCAAUUCCCUGACGGAAUGCCCCGAGGCCUUCGCGCCGCGGACGGAAGGGGGGGCGGUGCGGUGGUACACCUGCGGCCCGACGGUCUACGACCUCAGCCACCUCGGCCACGCCCGGGCGUACCUUACCUUCGAUAUCAUACGCCGCGUGAUGGAGGACUACUUUGGCUACGCCGUGAUUUACCAGAUGAAUAUUACCGAUAUCGACGACAAAAUAAUCAAACGCGCGCGCACGAACUGUCUUCUGGCGGGGUUUAAAGCGCGAACCCUGCACGGGGAGGGGAUGGCAGGGCUGCGGGAGUUCACGCAACGGGCGCUCAAGGCCGCCGCGGACGGCCUCGCGGGGCGGCGGGCGCGGCUUUCGCUGCCCCUGCCCGCCGACGCCAGCAGCCGCGUGCGCGCUGAACGGGCGGAGAAGCUGCUCGAGCUCGAGUUAAAGGAAGGGCAAUUCACGGAGACGACGCAGGUGAUCGUGGCGGCCGCGGCGGGGACCGACUUCGAGGCCCUCUUCGACGCCGCGAGCGGGGUGAAUGGGGAGCUGCUGGACCAGCUCGAGGGCCAUGCCGUGGUCGACCAGAAGAUCUUCGAGGAGCACGCCCGGUUUUACGAGCGGACUUUCUUUGACGACAUGGCGCGUCUGGGGAUUCGCGAGCCGGAUGUCAUCACGCGGGUGACCGAGUACGUCCCGCAGGUGGUGGCUUUUAUCCAGAAGGUCCUCGCGAACGGCUUCGCCUACCAGGGCACGAGCUCGAUCUUUUUCGACACCGAGGCCUUCGUGCGGGAGGGCUAUGAUUACCCCAAGCUCAAGCCCGGCGGCGAUCGCGAGGCCACCGAGGAGGAGAUGGCCGAGGGCGAGGGCGCGCUUUCGAAGGACGUCGAGGGCGAGAAGCGCAGCCCGAACGACUUCGCGCUGUGGAAGUUCUCGAAGCCUGGCGAGCCGCGCUGGCCCUCCCCGUGGGGGGAGGGUCGGCCCGGGUGGCAUAUCGAGUGCUCCGUGAUGGCCUCCGACAUCCUCGGCGAUAAUAUCGACAUCCACAGCGGGGGGUGGGAUCUUAAGUUUCCCCACCACGAUAACGAGUGCGCCCAGAGCGAGGCGUUCGGGAUGAAAAAGCAGUGGGUGAAUUAUUUCAUGCACUGCGGCCACCUGCACAUCAAAGGCCUCAAGAUGAGCAAGAGCCUCAAGAACUUCAUCACGAUUCGGCAGUGCUUAGACGAGCUGGGGGUGUCGCCGCGGGAGAUGCGGCUGCUUUUCUUGUCCAACCCGUGGAAUCGGCCGAUGAACUUCUCGGAUCAGUCCCUCGACGAGGCGUCCGAGAAGGCGCGCAUCCUCCGCGCCUUUUUCGGCAACGUCGACGUGAUCCUGCGCGGGGAUAGUUGGGCAAAGCCCCAGGGCGCCGACGCCCACGACCGCGAGCUCCUCGAGCACUGGGCGACAACCGAGCGCGGCGUCCACGAGGCCCUCCGCAACAACUUCGACACCCCCACCGCCCUCGCCCUGCUUAUGUCGUUGGUGGCCUCGACGAAUCGCUACAUGCUCUGCCCGGAGCGACCGAGCGCGACGCUUUUGCGGAAAGUCGCGCGGUAUAUCACCCGGAUCUUUCAGGUCUUUGGGGUGGUGGAAGGCAACGACGCCGUGGGGCUGUCGCGGGCGACGCCGCACGGCGUGGAAACCCCCGCCGCGGAGGGCCGCCUCGCGCAGGUGAUGGACGCCCUCGUUCGCUUUCGCGAUGACGUCCGCGAGGUGGCGAAGCGGGAGAAGCUCGGCGCGGCGUUUCUGCCCCUUUGCGAUCACUUACGCGAUGAGGCGCUGGUGGAUGCCGGGCUUCGCGUCGAGGAUAACCCCACGGGCCCCACAACGUGGAGGAACGACGAGCCGGCGGCGCUCCGUAAGGAGCUGAUGGCGCGCCGGGAGAAGGAGGAAAUGGGCCGGCGGGUGAAAUUGCAGAACCAAAUCGAGACGAGGGAAAAGCAGCUCACCAAGUGGCGGCAGUUCCGCUACGACCCGACGGAAUUCUUCGCCCGGCAGGAUGGCGAACGCCGCGCGGGUGAGAAGAAGUUUUCCGCCUUCGACCCGGCGACGGGACUGCCCUCACGCCUGGCAAACGGCGAGGUGGUGCUUGAGAAGGACAUCAAGAAGUACCAGAAGGAGGUCGCGAAGUAUGCCAAGCAAUACGAGGAGUUUCGGGCGAAGGGAGGCUUGCAGUGGUUGGAGCAGCAACAAGAAGAACUGGGUGCUAUGUUGAAAGAUUUGGAACGCUCGAAGUGA